AUGGCUCGAGGCCGGGUCUGCCUCGUCCUAGCCGCGUCGCUGCUCGCCGGCUGCGCGAGCGCGUCGCUGCGCAUCGCGGCGUUGGUCACGGGCCACUGCGACGACGACGCGCACGUCUGCGACGAGCGCGCCUGGUCCAGCGUCGCCGCGCACGUUUUCCUGCCCAUGGCCAGCGUGGCGGCGCUCGACGUCUUCCUCUGCACGUCGGGCACGGACGCGGCCUGGCGCGCCGGCGUCGCCGCGGCGCUGGCGCACAACGCGACGCUCCGGCGCGUCGACGUCUUCGGCGCGGAACCCGUCGGCAGAGACAAGUACCAGCAGGCGCAAUUCUACCAUCGCCGCGACUGCUACGUCCGCGGGCCCGGGCCGGGCGCCGACUGGUACGCGCAGCUGCGGCCCGACUUUGUCUAUUUCGCGCCGCUGUUCCGGGGCGGCUGGCCCUUCGACGGCGACCGCGCGGUCUACGGCCGCAUCUUUACCGCCGCGACGACGUGCGGCCCCUGGGCGGCCCUCGGCGGCUGGCGGCUGACGGCGGCGCACCUGUCGACGGGCUGGUGGGACCCCUGCCGCGCGACGAUCAACGUGAACGCGCGGACGCCCUUUGGGGUCCUGCGGGUCUCCGUCGACGACCAGGUCGCCGUCGUCGCCGCGGCGCCCGCGUACUUCGUGGCCAUGGUCGACGAGGACCGCAAAGCCUGGUUCUCGAGCGACGUGCGCCACCCCGUGCACCGGCAGGUCGUGCCCCUCGACAAGUCCGUGGCCAAGGGCACGCCCGAGGGCUUCUACACGUGGGGCUUGUUCCGGGGAAAGCUCGACUGGCGGCCGCUCGCGGUCGAGGGCCGCCUGAGCCGCAUGGUCGCCGGCAGGGCCUGCCAGACCUGCAGCCUCUCCUUCCCGCCGGAGACCGACGCGGGGCUCCGGUCGCGGGCCUGCGGCUGCUCCAUGCCGCGCGCGGACGCGGCCGCGCCGCUCGCGUGCGCGCGGGACGGCUGCGCGGCCGUCGUCAACCUCACGACGGGCGAGCGCCUCGCGAAGCGGCGCCCCCGGGUCUGGAGCCGCAACGACCGGAACCGGCCGCCAUAA
This is a messenger RNA of Aureococcus anophagefferens, 1083 nucleotides long. RefSeq lists its product as hypothetical. The transcript has a single exon. NCBI's taxonomy places the organism in Eukaryota, Pelagophyceae, Pelagomonadales, Pelagomonadaceae. The record is from RefSeq and is a predicted model, not a curated record. Bases 1 to 1083 code for a protein of 360 amino acids.